UAUUAUUUCAUCAGCAUUAAUUUUUGUAAGAAAUUAAAUUUUAUCAGAAGUAGCUUCAAUCAUUUUUAAUUGUCACACGUCACUAAAUUACUCAAAUCAACAAAAGAAACAAACAGGCACGGAACCAUUUCUUGACUCUUGUUUCAACUGAGACACUUAUUGGGAGCGCACUCAGAACAAAGUUACGACGCUGUAAUUUCACAAUUUUUCUUGUCAGCAGCCAUUUGAACAGAGCUUUCUGUCUUGUUAAAUACAAACAUGUCGAUAUUUACGCCUACAAAUCAAAUACGCCUGACAAAUGUGGCCGUGGUGAGGAUGAAAAAAGGAGGGAAGCGGUUUGAAAUCGCCUGCUACAAGAAUAAAGUUAUGAAUUGGAGAUCAGGAGCAGAGAAAGACCUGGAUGAAGUUCUGCAGACACACUCUGUUUUCGUGAAUGUUUCCAAGGGUCAGGUGGCAAAGAAGGAUGAUUUGACCAAAGCUUUUGGGACAGAUGAUCAGACAGAGAUUUGUAAACAGAUCUUGACCAAAGGAGAGCUCCAAGUGUCCGAAAGGGAAAGGCAUACUCAGUUGGACAUGAUGUUCAAGGACAUUGCAACUAUAGUGGUUGAGAAGUGUGUCAACCCGGAGACCAAGAGACCAUACACAGUCAUCCUCAUCGAGCGGGCGAUGAAGGAAAUCCACUACUCUGUCAAGGCCAACAAGAGCACUAAACAGCAGGCUCUGGAAGUGAUCAGGCAGCUGAAGGAGACCAUGCCGAUCCAGAGAGCCCACAUGAGGCUUCGGUUGGUGCUGCCAGCCAAAGAGGCCAAGCAGCUGAAGGAGAAGCUUAAGCCACUCCUGCAGGUCGUGGAGAGUGAAGACUUUGAUGAGCAGCUGGAAAUGGUGUGUUUGGUGGAUCCCGGCUGCUUCAGGGAGAUUGACGAGCUGAUCCGCUGUGAGACCAAAGGCCGAGGCUCUCUGGAGGUUGUCAGCCUCAAGGAUGUGGAGGAGGGAGAUGAGAAACUAUAGUAACCCAGCUUGACAGGACUAGGCACCUUAUCCACACUAACAUGCUUCGCUCAUUUAAGAGACUAUAUUUAUGAUCAGGAUCAUACUUCCUGCAAGAGCAAAUAAAUAUUUAACAAAAUCUAAUGGGUUUAAUGUGUAAACCCAGCGAUUUUCCUUAUAUAUGCACACAGUUGAUUUAAAAACAAGUGUAUCACAGUUUAGCAGAACACCAUGUCUGAUAUGUCAGCGCUUUAAAAACAGAAAAACAUUCAUAUUCAAAGGAGAUACUGUACAUUAAAGUAUGUCUAUCUCUGUUGUACCCCUUAUGAAAAAGUGCUGUAUAGAAUUAGACACUAUUUAAAAUAUUGUACCAGAUUUUAUAUUCACAAAGUUCAGUGAAGUUCUUGCCAAUAUUGCUAUAGUAGUACCUUUUUACAUUAUUUUGAUUUUAAGCACAUGAUGUUCUGUAGCUGAGAGUCUGUGAUACAUCAGUAGGUAUUUGCUAAAUGAUAGUGGGAAACAGAAAAGGUUCAGAGGUUUGACUGCAGAAUAUGGUCACAGAGACUUUGGGGAUCACGUUAAAAUCAAAUAACUGAAAGAAGUGAGGGGCUCUUUUUACAUUUUCCUACAUACACAGAGUUUGGGAGAAUCAAUAUUUUCUGUCAGGUUUUGACAAAGUGGAAGUGCCUGUGUGCUGUGUUCUGUAUUCUGAAACAUGACUGUCCCACUAAAGACCUGUUAAAUAGAAGUAUGAAAAGUCCAGCUCACAUUUCAUGAUUUACAUCUGAAUACUUUGUAUGCUUCAACUUACCAGAUACUGACUGCUUCCUUUCUGUCACCACCUUUUGUUUUUAAAAGAACAAAUACUAAAAAUAAAUGACUACAGUGAAUUUUUCUGGGUUC
Monopterus albus (swamp eel) is the source of this 1890-nucleotide messenger RNA. RefSeq names its product SBDS ribosome maturation factor (gene sbds). Gene Ontology annotation, biological process: cytosolic ribosome assembly; ribosome biogenesis. The record is from RefSeq and is a predicted model, not a curated record. NCBI's taxonomy places the organism in Eukaryota, Metazoa, Chordata, Actinopteri, Synbranchiformes, Synbranchidae. The transcript has 5 exons. Bases 259 to 1008 code for a protein of 249 amino acids.